AUGUCCAGACCAACUUUGUAUACAGCUCACAAUGGCUUUCCUGCUGUUGUUUCUGCGAGUCGCCUCCAUGCGUUCACACACCCUGACCUGCAGCGCAAUAUAUCCAGCAGCUCCUUUAAUAACAGCUGCUGUAAUCAUCUUUUAGAUGUACCUAUAGGUGAUGCCGACGUGGAGCGCUGGGAUGAGGCUCUUCGUAAGGUGGCGCCACCCUUAUCCUGGUUCCCCCUUCACCAUGAACCUGAACGACAUGACAGUAGUGAGGGAGGUCCCACGACACGCUCGGUAUUUAUGACCGCCUCGACUGUUUUUGCCCUUCCCUCCGACGAUGCACGCCGUGAGUCUAUUCACAAGCUUGCUCCGUUUCCAUCUUUUAAGCCGCAGGCGGUUGAAUCACUUUCAAUGAUCACCGUGCUCAAGACCAGGCGGCAGUGGUUACCACACCGCCAGCAGUUUUCCGUAUAUCAGCAACGCAUGCAGCUCUUAGAUGCCGUGCUAGCCCAUGACGUUGUGGCUGUCGUGGGCAAUGCUGGGAGUGGGCGCACCCUGCAGCUACCAACGAUCCUCUCCGAGAAGGAGGUCUUCAAGCGCCGGCGCAUCAUCGUGGUGAGCGCGAACGAGAUGGCCGCUCGGCUGACCGUUACGCGACUUCGGGAGGAGCGCGGUGAGGCAGGUGACUCCAGGACGGUCGCGUUGGUGCCACCUGGGCAGCCCUCCGAAGCAACGGAGGGCACCCUUAUCCUGGUAACCACCGCCGAGGUGCUGCUGCGACAGCUUCUCUGUGAUCCUGUACUGAUGGAUGUCGGCGUGGUCAUCUUUGAUGAUGUGCACCUUCGUACGGAAGCCACGGAGCUCUGUUGUGCUUUGCUUCGUGAGCGUGCCUCGCAGUUUGCCACCACGGAUGGGAGCAGUGCCGACGGAGGGGGUAGGGUGGGGUUGAAGAAACUGCACGUUGUAUUGAAUUGUCCCGAUGAGACUUGUUCGACCUCUCUUUUAGAUUUUUUUGCGGCCUCGCUGACUUGCCGCGUGACGACUUUUCUUCUCGCGUCCUCAGUUGCUUCCCCUUUAAGCUCAGCCCUGACUGUCUUUUACCUGGAGGAAACGAUUCAAUGGUUGCACAAGUGCCGCUCCGAAGGCAGUUCCCUUUGCCGAAACCCUGAGCUAGAGUUGGCUCCUUAUGUCGAGAAAGUGGAUGUUGUUACAGAGGUCAUGGCCGCGGCGGACGCAGAUUUUGUAAAUGAAAGCAAGUGUCGUAGCUACUGGUGCCGCAUCAUCGCGCAAGCCAUUUGGCAUUACGAUCUCGCUGAUACUCAAACAAUGACAGGUGAUAGUGGCCUCUCGGCAGGGCUUACGGCUCAGACCUCCGAUUUGAGUCUUAUUGUGGUUAUAACUCCCAGUUUACACUGGGUAAGAAUAAUUUUAGAAGAGGUUCGAUGCCAGCUUCGCCGUUUGUGCGCGGCGGAAUAUCAAGAAGGGUCAACAAGGCCAGCCGUCGAUCGGUUUGAGUUCCACGUCUUGGUGGAGUUCGUGACACCCUUUGCGGACUUUCUGAGUAUCGCGCGAGGGCAGCGCCUUGGUUCUAGUCUUUGGCCGAGCGGGCAACUUUUACAGACACGUGUAGUGCUCUUCAUGACUCCAGAGCUCGCACAAACGACGCUGCCACCAGCGUUGAAUGUUGGACUCAUAGUAGAUUGCGCGCGGACUAGCAUCCAAUCCUUUGAUCUCACUGCGAUGUGUGACCGAUGGAGUACAGAGUACGCGAACUCCCACAACUUACGCUACCGCCGCGGUGUUGCAAAAAACAAGCCAACCUUUGUCGGUUCAGAGGGAGCGGCUCGGCCUUGUAUGGUCAUCCAGCUGAUACCAAGAAUGGUCUUGCAUAGCGCACAACAUCGACGACAGAGCGCGGAUCCAAACCAGCACUCUGUUUUUCGUCUUUCUUUCCAAAGGUAUCUCGACCUCUAUCAGGUGUUUCAGGCUCGAGAAGAAGCGAUAUCACACAACAGAGGCUCUUUGGAGCAGCAGGCUAGUUUGUCAUCUUCUAACAGAGGUGUUUCUCAGCCAACCACAGUGAGCGCCAAGGUGGCUUCACUCGUAUCCACGCAGUUCAUUGGGGUUCCUGCGGCGUCUGCAAAUCGCUACGAACAGCUGCGUCGUGUUUUUUCUGUUUUAGAGGGAUAUUUGGUCGCAUCCGGGCAUCUCCAACUGUCAGGGGGAUCUGACUCGUUGGAGGCUAAGCUUAGCAAUGAGGAGCCUCAAACCCGAUCUGGUUUGAUUUUGGCCGCCAAGCUGCGACCGAUGGGAGUUCUAGAUACCUGCAUGCUUCUGCCCACUCCUGUUACACGGCUCCUGGUAUUCGCCUCUAUGUUUGGAUGCUUUGUUGAGGCAACUGCAGCGGCUGCAGUGUGGUUGGUUGGAGACGUGUACCAAGCCGCCGCAGAGGAUCUUGAAUCCCCUGUAGAGGAUUUGUCUGAGGAUAAGGAAGAAAGACUUGAGCAUGAGACUGAGUGCCGUGCACUAUUCAGGGAGGCUAGAAGAUUUUUCGCAUGGAACUCUGUAAAUGACAUGGUAAGUAAUUUUAACAUCUAUAAAAUGUGGUUAAGCCUGCGUUGCGACAAAAGCGAUGGCGGUGCAAAGGAAGAAGCCUUUCUGAGCGAAUGCAAAGUCCCAAAGUCCUUCCUGUUAGAAAUUCUGAGUGUGCAGAUUAAUCUUCAUGAGCUGUUCACUAGCCUUCUCUGGAAAGCGAAUAGGGCAUCACCAGCCGAUAAACACGACGAUAAGCUGGAGCAAAUCGCACUUGCCCUAGCCCAGUUCCCUGAUGAAGUCAUUAUGAGUGGUCAUUUUCAGGUCUGCCUCACUGCUGCCCUUUAUCCAAACUGUGUGCGAAUGCAGAACUACGGGAUGGAUAGCCAUAACGGCCCUCAGGGAGUUUUCGGCGUCCUGCUUGAUCCUCCCCAUCCUCCUCUUCAAGCCGUGAGUGCAUCAGCGAUACCUCUUCUAAAACGUAUUGGUGUGUAUGCGGAUUAUAGCCUCCUCUCUAUUCAGUGGGAACAGCAAGGUGACCGCGAGGUCGUGCGCAUCGCCGAUGACGCGGACAGCGAAGCCAUUAUGACCCGGGUGAUCGAUAAAACGUUUCUGUAUCUGUCAAAGUCAAUGCUGGAGCCAUCCUCAGUUGUCCUAACUACUUCUUCUUCACCACAGAUUGCGGUCUUGGAGCAAGCCGUUCCGAUGCUAGAGGACGCAGUGGUAGUGAUGUGUGGCGAGAGUCGUGAACGACUCAAGGAGUCUCCUUGUCGCUGUCGUGGCUGGAGUUCGGUUCUCACCAGCGCUUGGCGCAAUACAAAGCGAGCACGCCUGCUUCCACCACCAGCGCAGCUGCCACCGGUUUCCAUAUCGAUACAAGCCUAUGACACUGUCCACGCACCCACGGUGAUCCUCACGGCGGAUUCAAACCAUAGCUUUAUGUUGCGCGCCACCACCGCGCGGUGGCUGCAGGGGUUGAGAGCGCACAUCCAGCGGCACCUGGGAGCUCUCGCCUUCCAGAAGGGCUGGACUGAAGAUCAGGCGGCUGUCUCCGCCUCGGAAGUCAUUGCGGCAUGGGGAUGGUGGCAGCGACGGCAGAAAGGCGGUCCACAAUGGUUGCACGAAGAACGACAGAUAUUACUCAGCAAUCAGCGAAGAUCUGCUGUGGAUGACACGAGUGGCCAUCAUCUAAUCGAUGGGGAAAAUAAGGCAAAACAGCAACUUAAGCUUUUCAGCUUUUACGCCUUCCGGACGCGGCCAGGUGUGCCUGAAAAGGUGUUGCCCCCUACGCUGGAGGUCACUGGACCUAAGAAGUCGUGUGCCCCCUUUAAGUCUGCUGUCGAGGAGACAUCCGUUCCUGCGUACACUGGAAAGUUUCCCAGCCCAGACGUGGAUCAGAUUGUUCGAAUGUGUGUGAAGAGCGUGGCCACCAAACGAACCCGGGAGCACGAGGCGCAGCUCCUUCGCGAUAACCCCGACCUUUUCAUCUUUCUGGACCCAGAGAACGAAUUCCAUGAGUAUUACCUUUACCUCCUCCGGCAGGCCGCACCCGACAUGGAGGUCCUUGGCGAUGACUUGGAGGAGCUGAUGGAUUACCUGACGUCCUUGGAGUGUGAGCUCCGAGAGGAGCUUGGGCUGCCUCUGGAGGAUCCUGCGCGGUCCUAUGAUAUGGAGGAAAAUUUAAAUGAGAGGGAAAGAGAUGAGGAGGGGGGUAGAAAUGACAAAUACGGAACCACCUCGAAAAGGCAGGAGCAGGGGCAGCAGGUGCUACUGCAUGAGAUCGCCGGGACGGAUGGGGAGGAGGAAGCCUACACGAAUAUAUCCGCUGGGCUGCAGGUUGAGACGGCGGCGGUUAGUCUACGCAAGCCUGCAGCCCUCACCCUGAGCAGCCGGAUGAAGGCAAGCGGUGGCGCCAGUGAGCGGCCCUUCCCUGACGACCCGACAAUAGCGGCCGCAUCGAGCGAGGUAAAGGACAGCCAGGAUGCCACCCCCACCCCCGCAGCCGCCCCUGGGACGCUGCUGGAGAAGCUCAUGGCGAUGAAAACAAACAGUGCCGUCAAGGCCACGGAUGCGAACCCGGCUGUGGCGCCUGGUAGCCCGCCGCGGCCGGUGUCCACCGGCAUCGCCACUAACGCUCUAGAGACUGCCCACGACGCAGAAGGGGCAGUCGCCGACACGCCACCCACCGCGGCGGAGCUUAUGGAGCUCUUGACUGGAGCUGGGAUUGGUGGUGCCGUUCUGGACGACGACCUCAGCCCAGGCAAUGGGGUGAUGCCCUCCCCUCCACCGGUUUUGGUGAACCCGCUCAGCAAGCCGCCCCCACCGCUACCGGCGAAGGUGGUGGAUGAGAGAAAGCCGAGUGUGUUGGUCUACCCGUUGCCGGACCGCCGUUACGGUAACGUGCCCCUCAUGCUCGCCAAGGCCCUCGGCGAGACGAUGAACAUCCGUGUGGGGCCCACGACCAUCGUGGGUUCUAUCGGGCGUAUUAAUGUUCCUAAUAAGAAGGUCGAGGCACGCGCCAUAUCGCUUAGAAAAUUUAUGUGUGUUGGGAAAAAGGUAUAUAUCUUUAAGAAUGAUCGUAUUAUCGAUAACCCCGAUCCAACCGUUUAUGAGCGCCAGCCGCAUCGUGGUGGUCGGGGAGGUGGGAAUGGGAGAGGUGUUCCCCGAGGUGCCCGGCAAUCUCAUCGGCGAUUCCCACCCGACGACGGUGAGGACAUUGACGGCCUGCAACCACAGGGGUAUGAUGUUCAAGGUCAUGACUACCUCUAUAACCGGAGUGAUCCCAUUGACAGCAAUGAUAUGGAACUCGAUCCGACCAUGGCAGGAGAUGAAUACCUUAGCUACAUCCAGGAGCUGCCACAGCGCCAGGAGCUGAAUCCUCCUGCAGAGCCCAGUGAAACUGACGAAACUGCGGCAUGCUCACGUAUGCCUGCUGUUCGUAUCGGUGUGUUCUCAGAUUCGGAUGAAGAUGACGUGGACGAAAGCGACUCAUCUGAGAAUGUAUCUGACAGCGAAAGCGGCACAGAAUAG
Phytomonas sp. EM1 is the source of this 5550-nucleotide messenger RNA. The record is from the annotation of a GenBank genome assembly. NCBI's taxonomy places the organism in Eukaryota, Euglenozoa, Kinetoplastea, Trypanosomatida, Trypanosomatidae.